CUCAGAAACAGAGAAACCAACAAAAAAAUGUCAACACUGAAUCAUCUCUUUGAUCUCCCAGAGCAGAUUUGCUAUGUGCAGUGUGGUUUCUGCACUACCAUUUUACUGGUAAGUGUCCCAUGCAGCAGCUUGGCCAUGGUGGUGACAGUGAGAUGUGGGCACUGCUCAAGCCUUCUGUCGGUCAAUAUGAUGAAAGCCUCGUUUGUCCCACUCCAGCUCCUAGCUUCCCUUGGUCAUGACCAUGAUGAUGAGCCAAAAGAAGGAGCAGUUUGCGAAGAAGUGGCUGCCCCAAGGAAGACCGCCGCACACAGGCGAAGCCCAUCAUUGGUGACCUCUUCUGACAAUGAAGAAGAAGACAUAGUUCGUGUGAAUCCCACAGUCAACAAGCCUCCGGAGAAGAGGCAAAGAGCUCCAUCAGCUUAUAACCGCUUCAUCAAAGAAGAGAUCAGGAGACUAAAAGCUCAAAAUCCCAACAUUCCACACAAAGAAGCCUUCAGCACUGCUGCAAAAAAUUGGGCCCACUUUCCUCCCAUGGACACAAAAGGAGACGGAGAGAGCUGUGGCCUGGAUGAAGGAGAGGCGUUAUGGAACUCUGAUGCUACCCAGGUUCACAUACAAGGCAAUGAUUUCCGUGAAAGAAAAGCUGCAAGGAAUUCCAUAUGGGUCAAGACACCCUUUGAGUGAAGAUGCCCUUAAUAUAGAUCUCCACUGGUCUACUUCUCCUAUCACUCCUAAUUUAUGGUCAGCCAUCGCUAGGUUUCAAACCAUUUGCCCUUCUUUUUUUAUUUGCCCUGGAAUGAGGUCAGGGCACUCACUCACUGACUUAAAACAACAACUUGAGUAAUUUUUAGACAGAUGCGCAGUUUACUACUACUCUGCAUGGGUUUUUAGCUUGCUUUUCUAAAAUAUUACUAAUAACGUCCAUCUUGCUUUCUUUUCUUAACUAAGAAUGAGCUUGAUGAUAAAGGGUUCGUGUGAAUUAAUUUGCU
This is a messenger RNA of Theobroma umbraticum, 989 nucleotides long. RefSeq names its product Plant-specific transcription factor YABBY family protein (gene INO). The record is from RefSeq and is a predicted model, not a curated record. Gene Ontology annotation, cellular component: nucleus. Lineage: Eukaryota; Viridiplantae; Streptophyta; Magnoliopsida; Malvales; Malvaceae. Gene Ontology annotation, biological process: plant ovule development; polarity specification of adaxial/abaxial axis; cell fate commitment.